GUUAUCGAUGAAACGAUACCUCUCGUUUGAUUGUUGGCGUUACUUCUCCAGUUUAUCCGAUACCCUAACCUUUAUAAAAGUUUUCAUUAUAUUUUCAACUUGGUGAAAGAACUGCGAAAUGAGAAAAACUCUAAUCCAAAUGCUAAUGAGAGAAGUUGAUUGUUUUAUGUGUGACGUCCAGUUGAAUCCUCCUAUUACUCAGUGUGCUUCAGGUCACCACUACUGUGCCAAGUGUACUUCUUCAUUGACUGAAUGUUCUAAGUGCCAGUUACCACUAGGAACGAGAAGAGCAUAUUUCUUGGAAAAAUUAUGUUUCAGAAUAGUAUUGAAAUGUUCUUUCACAACAACUGGAUGUUGUUUCAUCGGAUUAUGCGGUGUUGUUGCUCAACACGAGAGGAAAUGCCCUUUUCGCCAGAAAUUUGUUUGGGCAGGCGUUAGCAAUAACUCUACGUCCUUGGAAACUGCUUUUGAGCAGGAUAGCACAGGCGCAGAUGAAAUUUCUUGUCCCAUACAAGGUUCAUCAGGACAAUUGUUAGACGAAGUGAUUCUUGCUGAACUGGAGUGUUCAAUAUGUUGUUUUCGAAUUUCACCGCCAAUUAUGGAAUGCGUCAACGGUCAUCGCAUCUGCAACAGUUGCCUUGAACAAGUUGGCCGGUGUCCCACGUGUAGAGCGCCCAAACCUAGUUUUCUGAAUUUCUGUCUGCAAUAUCUUUUUUCUGUGUUGACUUUUCCUUGCAUGUACGGUUGUGGGAAGCGCGAUUUCGGCCAUUACCUUGCAAGACAUGAAAAAUCUUGCAGUUUCACCUUAACCACUUGUCCACUCAUGGAAGUUGGGUUGUGUAAAUGGCAGGGCAUCCAAAAAGAAUUCAAGAACCAUUUCAGGACCGUCCACUCUGGGAAGUUCAAGGAAAAUACUAAACAUCAGUAGCAUUCGAUCAGAUCGCCUGCCCGCCUGCAAUCUCUAUGUAAAUGGCGAACUAUUCAGAUAAUGCUGAACAUUUUAUUAUAAUUGUGUUGAAUUGUCCGUCGUGAGUUCUCAUUUCUGUUCAUUGAAUAGUGCUCAGUUUUAAUAUUUCGGAAAGUAAAAUAGAUUGACCAAAAUAGACUGAAAUGCAAUAAAGAAAAAUUAUAACUUUUUCUCACGUUGCUCAUCUUCGUUGUCUAAAAUGUUAUAGGCUUGGUUCGAAUAAAGUUUCACUCGAUUUUUACUUCCACUUGGGAUUUUUCAUGUGAAUACAGUUGUGGGAAACGGAUUUCAACAUAGAACUAUGUCUUCUGAUCUGAAAUAGAUAUUUUCACAAUCUCUUUUUAACAGUAUGCAGCUUUCUAUUAUUUUGUGUGGAUUUCCUUUUCCCAAAUUCAUAGUGGUUUCAAAGUAUUUUGUGUUAGAAUUGACUCAAUACAGUGUAUCAGUCAUUUAAAAUGUUUACACAUUAUAACUACUUGUUUAUUAUGAUUCUCUUCAGCAGUGAACCAUAACAAAAAAUAUAAAACAAGUUGAACAUUAUAUAUAAUUGAAUCUCCAAAUUGUAAUGUGAAUCUGAAAUUGAAACUAACUCAACCCCAAAUGGUCUUUUCUAUAGUCUCAUUUUUACCAAAUAUCUGAUUUGUUUUGUUAACUAACAUAUUCCACUCUUUUCAUUAUUUUUGAUAUAUCAACCUUAUCUAGACAUCUUGAAAUAUUCGAUUGCCGUCAUUCUAUUCAUACUUUCAAUGUGAAACAAUUAUGUAUUCAUCCAAUAUUGAAUAUGCAAUUUUAAUUUAUUUUUUAUCUAUGUGUUUUUUCAUUACAUUCAUUAGUCUUUUGUUCAGUAAGUCAUAGUUAGGUUAGGAAAUCUAGCGGUUUGGAGCACUAUCAUUUUAAUAAUU
Molecule: messenger RNA, 1869 nt
Organism: Leptinotarsa decemlineata (Colorado potato beetle)
Lineage: Eukaryota; Metazoa; Arthropoda; Insecta; Coleoptera; Chrysomelidae
Source: RefSeq, a predicted model, not a curated record